Molecule: messenger RNA, 1353 nt
Organism: Pseudocercospora fijiensis CIRAD86
Lineage: Eukaryota; Fungi; Ascomycota; Dothideomycetes; Mycosphaerellales; Mycosphaerellaceae
Exons: 3
Coding region: 1-1353 (450 amino acids)
Biological process (GO): lipid metabolic process
Molecular function (GO): glycerophosphodiester phosphodiesterase activity
Source: RefSeq, a predicted model, not a curated record
AUGCGUACCCAGCUCGCUGCGGUAUGCUUGGGCAUAGGCCUUGCAGCUGCCGCUCCAAAGCCUCGUGAUCAGUGGGGAAGUCACUGGGGCACAAGGGACAACUAUCAAGGAAAAGCAUGGCAUGAAAAGCCAGGACGAGGAGAUGGGAAGCCAGAUCAAUGGGGACAUGGAGGCAAUAAAUCAUUAAAUGUCCAGGUUGGACCAAGACCAUAUUAUCUGGUCGAUAAUAUGGACGAUGGCCCUUUGAAGGAGAAGCUGGAAUCCUGCUCUGAGGAUCCUCUCAAGACGAGCAGCUUCUCGAUCUCGCAUCGUGGUGCACCUUUGAUGUUCCCAGAGCACUCGAAAGAAGGAUACAAAGCCGCGAUACGGAUGGGCGCUGGCAUAAUCGAAUGCGACGUAUCCUUCACCUCGGAUCUCGAACUCGUCUGCCGCCAUUCGAACUGCGACCUCCAUUACACGACCGACAUCCUCGCCCACCCCGAACUCGCAGCAAAAUGUUCUGAACCUUUCGUUCCUUACGAUCCAGAAACAGGCACAGCAGCCUCGGCCAAAUGCUGUACCUCCGACAUCACACUCUCCGAAUUCAAAUCCCUAUGCGCAGAAAUGGAAGCCACAACUUUCAACGCAGUGAACACCUCACAAUACAUGGGCCGAAUAGGCUCCACUCCCGACUGGCGAACGAACAUGUAUGCCUACUCCUGCGCAGAACCUUACUCUCUCAAAGAACAGAUCGCUUUAAUCGAUAGCUAUGGCUUGAACUUCACGGCCGAAGCUAAAACACCGGAAAUCCCCAUGCCGUUUCAAGGAAAUUACACGCAAGAAGAUUUCAUACAACAAAUCGUAGACACGUAUAACGAAGCUGGGAUCGACGCCAGUAGAGUCUGGCUCCAAUCUUUCCUCCCAGACGACAUUUUUUAUUGGAUUGAAAACGCCCCCGAAUACGGUGUCCAAGCCGUUUACCUCGACGAACGAGCCGAUCUUACAACCGAUGGAUACGAUGUCGCAGUCGCUUCUCUCCCUGAUCUCGCAUCAAAGGGAGUCAAAAUCAUCUCCCCUAGUAUCUGGCAACUCAUCACGGCUAACAACGAGACUGGGGAGAUCGUGCCUAGUUCGUAUGCUCUUGCUGCGAAAGAAGCGGGUUUGGAGAUUAUUACAUGGAGUUUUGAACGUAGUGGUCCGCUGGAAGUUGACGGGGGAGGGUAUUAUUAUUCGAGUGUGGCGAAUUUGAUCGAUAAUGAUGGGGAUGAGUUUACGGUGAUUGAUGUUAUUGCGCAGAAAGUCGGCGCGACGAAGAUUUUUGCGGAUUGGGCUGGGACUGUGACUUACUACGCCAAUUGUUUUGGGUUGGUUUGA